Homalodisca vitripennis (glassy-winged sharpshooter) is the source of this 2749-nucleotide messenger RNA. RefSeq names its product ras-related GTP-binding protein A (gene RagA-B). The coding region runs from base 217 to 1179 and encodes 320 amino acids. Gene Ontology annotation, molecular function: GTP binding; GTPase activity. Lineage: Eukaryota; Metazoa; Arthropoda; Insecta; Hemiptera; Cicadellidae. The record is from RefSeq and is a predicted model, not a curated record. Gene Ontology annotation, cellular component: nucleus; lysosome; Gtr1-Gtr2 GTPase complex. Gene Ontology annotation, biological process: positive regulation of TOR signaling; cellular response to amino acid stimulus; regulation of autophagy. The transcript is spliced from 7 exons.
CAAUAUAUUAUGAGGAAUUUGUAUUUUUUUGUUUAACGAGAAGUUUAGUUAUGAAGGGUUCUCUCAUCUUUUGUUCAAUUGAGUUGAUUGCUUGAAAACUUUGUAGACGGUUUAAUUGAUGUACUUUUUAUCGUGUGAAACAGAUUGAAAUAUAAAGUAUUGGCUGAGGCCUACCUGAAGUUAUCAAAGUAAAUACAAUACAAAUUAUUCGCAGCUAUGAAAAAGAAGGUUCUAUUGAUGGGGAAAAGUGGCUCGGGUAAAACAAGCAUGAGGUCUAUCAUAUUUGCAAAUUAUAUUGCACGUGAUACACGUCGUCUGGGAGCCACAAUUGAUGUAGAACAUUCCCAUGUCCGAUUUUUGGGCAAUCUCGUUCUCAACCUGUGGGAUUGUGGAGGACAAGAGGCUUUUAUGGAGAAUUACUUUGCCAGUCAACGAGAUAAUAUUUUUCGCAAUGUGGAGGUCCUGAUAUAUGUGUUUGAUGUGGAGAGCCGGGAACUGGACAAGGACAUGCACUACUACCAGAGCUGCCUCGAGGCAAUUCUGCAGAAUUCUCCAGAAGCGAAAGUCUUCUGUCUCAUACAUAAGAUGGACUUGGUCCAGGAAGACCAAAGAGAUGCGAUAUUUCGAGAACGAGAAGAAGAUUUAAGGAGGCUCUCUAAGCCUCUGGAAUGCACAUGCUUCAAAACAUCAAUUUGGGAUGAAACUCUCUAUAGAGCAUGGUCAUCCAUAGUGUACAUGCUGAUUCCUAAUGUAAAAGACCUGGAAAUGAGUUUGAGGCAGUUUGCCAACAUCAUUGAUGCAGAUGAGGUGCUGCUGUUUGAGAGAGCAACAUUCCUUGUCAUCUCGCACAGUGAGCGACGACCACAUCGUGAUAUGCACCGCUUUGAGAAGGUCUCCAACAUCAUUAAACAAUUCAAGCUUAGUUGCAGUAAAGUGGCUGCUCAGUUUCAGAGCAUGGAAGUCCGCAACACCAAUUUUGCUGCUUUCAUCGACAUUUUCACAUCCAACACAUAUGUGAUGGUAGUUAUGUCAGAUCCUAACAUUCCAUCAGCCGCAACACUGAUUAACAUUCGGAAUGCUCGAAAACAUUUUGAAAAACUUGAACGUGAGAGUCAAAACCAAAGUGCUCUCACAAGAACUUAUGAUGUAGACGCAUGGAACACUGCAAGAAUGUCAUAACCCUGACUAAAGCUUUCACAAAGUCAUGGAUCUUUCUAUAUCUUUAUACUAUUUCUUUGUAAUUUUAUUAUAAAUGUAUGAUAAGAUUGUAAAGAUUUUUUUAUAUGUAUUGUAGAUGAUUUUAUUUUUAACACUUCCAGUAUGAGUAGUAAACGAAUAAUUUUAUUCAGUUGCUGCCUGUCUGUUGGUGUUAUACUAUCCAGUUAUAUACAAGUUUAAUUUUUUAGAAGCAGUUAAAAUGAUCCAUGAGGCAUAAAUAAUAUUUCCUAAAAGAUAUGCAAUUUAUUUAAGUAAUUUAAAAACUAACACCUGUAAUCCAUAAAGGUAUAAUUUAAAAUCUCUGCAUUCCUGUCAAUAUAUUAUAUUCAUAACAUUUUACUAUAAUUAAAAUAAAUUAUUACAUAAAAAAGUAGUGGCAGCGUCUCUAUUGGUGACUUGUGAUAACUCGUGGAAGAACUUGGCCGUUGGCUUCAAAGGCUUCAUAACCUUUAUCUAUUUUGAUGCUCAAGGAUUUGGAGUAUUAAAAAUAUAUUAGCCCUUUGAAUCCUGCAGAGCUUCCUCUGGUGUCACGGGAAUGCCUGCUUAAAAAAUCUUUUUCAUACUUUUUUUAGAUGAAAUGAAAAAUAAAGAUUUUUUGUUAAAAUAAUUUUACUUAUUCCGUUUAAAACCAGCCGACAAUUAUUUCAUUUAAUUUUUUUCGUACUAGGUAAUUCUUUAAAAUAUUUAAAACCGCUAAAAAUUAUAUAUGAUCUUAUCAUGGAUACAAUCAAUCCAAAUUUAUAUAUAUUUUUUUUGUUCUAUACACCACUUGUCAAUAUUUAGAUUUAUGUACUGUUUCAAUAACAACCAAAUAAAUCUGGAGCCUUAAUACAUAUAUUAAUAGAAUACAAGGUGUAGAAGGAGAUAUUUGGUUUUGUGAUAUUUUGUAUAAAUGGUAAAAUAAAAUUAUAAGUUGUUCUAGUCUUUAACUUUACAAUAUUUGUUAUUAUUUUUUCUUACUAGAUUUUCCCCCUAGAAUUAGUUGUGAUGGUUCCAAUUUCAAAUCAGGUCUCCUAAUUAUAAGAAAGUUGUUUGUUUUAUCAAAACGAACAUAAUAACGCUUAUAAAGGAGAAACCUUAUUUUUAGAAAGGAAAUGAUAUAUAGAUUUAUUUAGAUAGCAUUUGUCACAACAAUGUGGUAAAUAUUUUAUCUUAAUCGUUCACUAUUGUUUAUUCUGUCUUAUUCACGCACAUAUCAUUUCCAUAACAAAAAAUAUAUAAAUAAUAAUACCGACUUUUUUAUUGUUUUAAGUUAUUAACUAUUAUUGUUUUGCUGUAAAAAGUGUUUAAACGUAAUGAUUUAAUAGAGUUUCUCUUGAAUAAAAAAAUGUAUAUUACUGAAACUGUACUGAAUAUAAUUUAGCAAUUGUGAUUACCACUCUACUAAGUUAUGUCUAUAACUGGGUGUCUUAUGAAGUUAGUAAAUAUUACGGCCACUGUUAUAUUUUGUAUAUUAAAGUUCAAUUAUAUUGAAUUGUUUAUACUGUUUGUAUUAUUGAGAAUAGAAAAAUAUAUUUUGUGUAAAAACGUU